This is a messenger RNA of Amorphotheca resinae ATCC 22711, 753 nucleotides long. RefSeq lists its product as hypothetical. The transcript has 2 exons. Gene Ontology annotation, cellular component: mitochondrion. The record is from RefSeq and is a predicted model, not a curated record. The coding region runs from base 17 to 511 and encodes 164 amino acids. Lineage: Eukaryota; Fungi; Ascomycota; Leotiomycetes; Helotiales; Amorphothecaceae.
CUCGUUUUUUUUCUGAAUGGCAGCCAUGGCUCCUCCACCAACCGCGGUGGACGAUGAAGAACGCUUACCCAUGCCCUCGCGGAACCCGCUUCCCCUGUCCGCCGCGCAGGAAGCGCAGGUGCGAGAACUGUACCAUUCACGCGUGCGGGCCCAUUGCGCGGAGGAAAUCAGAUUGUUUGCGGAGUGCGCUCUGGGCCGCACCUUCACGGCGCCGUUCAAAUGCCGAGCUAGAAAUCGUGAGAUGAACACCUGUAUGGUGGCACAUGCCACGCCGGCCGAACAAGACGCUGCGAGAGAAGAGUGGUUCGCGACGAGGUUAAAGCGGCAGAAGGAGCGUGAGGCUCGAGAGGAGAGGAGGAAGGAGCAAGAGAGAUUUCACAGGGAGUGGUGGGGCCUUCCCAUCGAGGAUCGUGAGGGGCAGAAGGGGAGGGAUAUCAUCAAGAAGGCAGAGCGCGUGGGAGGCUUUCCAAGAAGGGAUGAAGGCCAGCCAAGCAAGGAUCGGCAUAGAUGAGCGUGGGGAAGAAGAGAAAAGAAAAAGCAUUUGUAUGGAGCUUGAGCUUGUGCAUGGCGUUUUGGGAUGGCAUCUAUUUUUUCCUGCGCUGAGGGAGCGCAUGUGUAAGUUAGGAUGUACGUUUGGGUUAUAAGAAAUCACCAUUCUGGUUGCCAGGUGAUGUGGCUCAUUUUCAUUCAAUGUGUAGCAGUGGUGGGUGCACAGAUUGAUAGCUGACAAAUCCUAAGGUCAGCGGCGGGAAG